AGAACCUCUGGCAGCAUGAGAUCUAGGGAUGGUAGACAUGGCCACGAUGAUCACCAUCCCCCUCCUCAUGACAAGAGGUCCUCUCACCGUGCACGGAGCCCUUCUCCUCCACCGCAGAUACACAUUCAGGCCCACACCUCCUCGCAAAGCUCCAUGGAGUCUUCUGAGUCAGGCCGGCUCUCUGAGGGAUCAACAGGACGGAACAGGGAGGAGUACGCUGCGAUGGCUGACCUGCCAAAGGUCAAAAUGAUCCAUCAGAAGGAGGGACCGGGCCACAUUGGACGGCCACAGAGUCAUCAGCCUGUCCGAAGACAGGAACUGUUUAAACCAGCCAGCCACUCUCUGAGCAGGCAUCCCUCCAUAGAGUGGGAUGAUCCUGGCGAUACAGAUAAAGACUGGCACUAUGGGGGCAGUGGAUAUCUAUCGCGAGCUCACUCCACCACAUCACUGCAGAGAUCAGGCAGUCCCACGGCAGAUGAGGGCUGUUUGUGGAAAAGUAAUCAUCACAGAUCGGAAGAAAUGCAGCCCGACCUCUUGAACUUCAAAAAGGGAUGGAUGUCAAAACUGGACGACUGCGGAGAGUGGAAGAAGCACUGGUUUGUUUUGACAGACGCUGGGCUGAAAUAUUACAGAGACUCGACUGCAGAGGAGAAAGACGACCUGGAUGGAGAAAUUGACCUGAAAUCUUGCCUGAAGGUGUCCGAGUUCGACGUGGAGAAGAACUAUGGCUUUCAGAUUCAGACUCGGGAGGCUGUUUUCACUCUGUCGGCCAUGACGGCCGGGAUCAGACGAAACUGGAUCGAGGUUUUAAAGAAAUCUAUCCGGCCCAGCAGCUCUCCUGACCUCACGCAAUUACCCGACAACAACAACAAGGAGAACAACGACAAGGAGGACUCCCAUAAACGCUUCCCGCCGUCUUCUCGCCGCCCCUCGUCGCGCCACGCCGACUCCCAGCCAGAGACCCCGAGCUCGGCCCAUCCCGCCGAGCGAAGGUUCGACUACGUAGAACUAUCUCCUGUUCCCGCCUCCUCCUCCGCCCCUCUCCCAUCCAGUCAGCGGGAAUCUGGGGAGGGGCAGGGCCGGGAGCACAGCCAAUGGCAGGAGGAGAGGAGCAUGAGCAGCCAAUGGGAAGCCGUUCUGUCGCGGAAGGGCUCGGGGGUGGGAUCGAACCAGAAGCCCCACCUGGACGACGAGAUUGAGAGAAAGUGGUACGAGUUGGAGCGAAUGCCGCUAAAGGACCCGAGCUCCUUGUCGUCGAUGGGAUCGCGGACGUCUAGCCAGUCGGCCAACGAGGCGCUGCAGAGGGAGGUGGCGUCACUGAGGCAACAGCUGGAGAAACGACAACAGGGGGGACGGGAAAGGGGGAGGGGUGGAAGUGUGGGCGGCGACUGCGGCCCCGAGGCGCCGUGCAGCCGCAGCCUGGCGGCCAUGGAGCGCGCCCACAGACACGCGCUGGAGGAGCUGCAGAGGCAGCAUGACCGCCAGAUGAGGGAGCUGGAGACGGAGAAGGAGCGGCUGCUGCUGGAGGAGACUCGGGACACGGCGCGAGUGAUGGAGGCUCUGAAGAAGAAACACAAAGAGGAGCUGGAGAGAGAGGUGGAGAAGGUCAGGAGGCUGAGCAGCGGGAAGUUGGACUCUCUCACUCUGCAGACACAACAACAGGCUGAGACGCUGGCCUUGCAGAGAGAGCUGGCCGGUCUGUCGGAGCGCUACUCUCAGAAGUGUCUGGAGCUGAACAAAGCGGAGCAGAGAAACGCCGAGAGAGAAAGGGAAGUCAGUCACAGAGAGAGAGACAUGGAGCAGCUGAAGAAAGAAAACGUGGAGUUGAAGGGCCGCUUGACGGACGAAAUGAGCCGAACGCGAUCCGCCCUCACGGAUAGAGGCUCAGAGGACAGCAAAGACAAGAUGUCCUGCGAACUGGAGGUUCUCCUCAGAAUGAAAGAUAACGAGAUAGAGUAUCUGCACAAGGAGAUCGGCUGCCUCAGGAAUGAGCUUCAGUUUCUAAACAUGGAAAAGCAGCUGGCCUGUGAGCGGUAUGUAGAGCUGCACGGAGAGCUGAACGGGAUGAGAGGCCGCACGGAGCGCGAGAUUCAGAGUCUGAAGGAGCACCUGAGGCUGGCCAUGGCCGCCCUGCAGGAGGGGCAGAAGCUGGGCAACAGCCUGGACCACUGACUAGCCGCCGGGCUGGAGUCGGACCGUAAUCCAGGCAAAGGACGGAACUCUUUAGAGUCUUUUUAUUUUUAUUUUUCCCAAUUAUUAUUAUUUCAACCCUUCUUUGUUCCCGGACUUUAGUUUUUCAGCCUGCAGGGCGGCUGGAUCCAAAGGAAAUACCCGUGCAGAACUUUUACGGCCGUGCGUCGGAACUCGAACGCGUCUUUCAAGCCGAUUUGCCAACGAGUCGUUUUGUCGGCUUCAUUACACUGGGCCUUAAUUUGUACUUCAAAAAACAAAAUAAAAAAAAAAGAAAGAAAAGUGCACUUUUCACUUUUGGUUUUGCUCUUGAGAGUGCUAGCUUGUAUCGAUGUGCAUUUGGUCUUACAACUGGAAUAUGUGAGGUUUUUUGUUUUUAUAUAUUUCGUCGUCCUCUGUAGAUGGUUUGUACCGUCUUCAUUUUAAAAGCGGAGGUCAGACUCUUACUGUUUUAAUUUUUUUUUUCCCCUGUUUUUACAAAGGUGGUACACUUUCUCAAGAAACAAGAGCUUUUUCGUAUUUGCUGUUAUUUUUAUUCCUGUUUUGUUUGUAAAAGCGAGUUUCUGGAGAACACAUUGGGAUUCUGAUAUGGGAAAAAGGAAUACAAUUUCUAACUCUUGCAGACUAAAUGGGAGAAUUUGAUCUGAUUGUUGAGGAAAACUCAGGCUUCUUUACACAAAGUUGACUGUAAUCUGUCAUUUCUACAAAAUAUUUAUAAGCCAUGGAGGAGAAAUCCCAAACUUUCCUGUCUCCGUUUAUCAUUUAUGAGCAUUUUCUGCUUUGUGCCACCACAGCAACAAAUAGCAGGUGUUGCAUCAAUGAGCCAUUUUUUUAAAAAUAAAUAUGUAUUUGCUUUUCUUAUUGAAAAGAACUAUUGUGAAAAUAGCAACUACCUACUUUUUGAAAGCAUUUUCUUAUUUAAAGCCUCCAGGUUUUUUGUAAAUUAUGCUCAUUUUUGGAAUCAAUAAAGUUGCUUCCGUAGAAAUCCAUAAAAACGUUGCAAUUUU
Xiphophorus hellerii (green swordtail) is the source of this 3197-nucleotide messenger RNA. It is a transcript of the gene triobpb, whose product is annotated as TRIO and F-actin binding protein b. Gene Ontology annotation, molecular function: actin filament binding. Gene Ontology annotation, cellular component: actin cytoskeleton. Gene Ontology annotation, biological process: positive regulation of substrate adhesion-dependent cell spreading. NCBI's taxonomy places the organism in Eukaryota, Metazoa, Chordata, Actinopteri, Cyprinodontiformes, Poeciliidae. The transcript has 14 exons. Bases 16 to 2172 code for a protein of 718 amino acids. The record is from RefSeq and is a predicted model, not a curated record.